This is a messenger RNA of Effrenium voratum, 4412 nucleotides long. NCBI's taxonomy places the organism in Eukaryota, Dinophyceae, Suessiales, Symbiodiniaceae. The record is from the annotation of a GenBank genome assembly.
AGCCGUUGGCCCAAGGGCUCUAUUUUGGGGCUGCGGAGCGGGCCUUCGGCUCGGCCUUCGGCUCGGCCGAUGGAUGGCGAAGUCCAUGGCGGAGCGGCGAAGGCAAGAGAAGAAGGAGAUGGUGCAGUUGGUCUACGUGGGAGAGGUCAGAUGUGAGGAGGCGGUGAGGAAGUGGCGCGCAUCGCAGGCCAAGGUGGCUCGGGCUUCAGUUCGGAGGGAGAGGCAGCGCGAGGAUGCAGGCCCCAGCGCGGUUGCCGGGCCGUCGGUGGAUGAGUCCGCCAUGGCGCGCGUGGUGGACGGAUUGGCGGAGGCCUACCGAAGGCUCUCGCGGCCUGAGCAGUCGGGGCGCAGCUGGGCCUCUGAGCGAUGGGCGGCUUUGAGCCAGGUGCUGGCCAAGCUGCGAACGUUGGCGGCCAUCGCUCGCUGGAAGCUGGCUUACCCGGCCCAGAUCCUCUCCUUGGACCCGCAGGUUUUAGCUGCCACAGGUGUUGAGGAUGCAGCCUUGGCGGGCCAGGCUGUGGAUGCAGCAGAGGCCCUGGUGGAAGCAAGGGUCUUGCGUAUCGCCGUGCGGUUGGUCCAGGAUCAGAAGGAGAAGCGCAAGAAGGCGGCGAGCUCAUGGGUCUCCUCGGAGGUGGUGUCUUUGGCCGGGAUGGUACUGACGCACCUGCGCUCCAUCAGCUUGGCCCUGGAGAGGGGGGACCGAGAGGCCUUGCUCCCGGCCUUGGAGCAGAGCUACUCGGGCCUCGCCUCGGGCCUGGCGUCCCUGCGCCGGCGCUUGGGCGCAGAGGCGCGGAUCGUGUGCUUUUGGCCUCACAGGAUCCGUUGCACGCCGCUGCCAAAGCAGCUUGCAGUUUGGGCGUGACCUCUGCACACUCGCAGGGAUGGGCCUCGGUGAAAGAGAAGUUCUCCGUGCACACGCGCGCGCAGGAGCAGGCAACCCAAGCCAUGAAGGCGGACAGCUUCGCCCAGCUGCACCAGGCCACGCUGCUGACCAGCAUCUCCUCCUUCGCCGAGCUGGGCUUCUCGGGGUGCGAAGGCGUGGAAGAGCAGACCGAGCGACGCGUCCAGCGCCUGAUCGAGUCCAUCCUCAGCGACGUGGAGACGCGGGGGGAGAGUCAGACCGAGACAGCCACGUCGGAGUUUCAGCUGGCGCCCUGGCACGUGGAGUUCACAUCGAAGCAGCUGAAGGCAAUGCAAGAGGCGGUGGCCAGCGGCAAGCCCAAGGUGGCAGGGGCGCAAGCGCUGAUGCAGGACACGCUGAAUGGCUACUCCCAGCUUUCCUCAGCGCUGGGCCUCUCGUACAGCGUGGAGAAGGCCCUAAGAGCCAACCCUGCCAAGAUCCACGAGCAUGAGGCCUUGGUGGAGCUAGUGCUGCAGCUCCAGGAGGCCUGGCGCGACAGCGGGGCGCUGCUCACCUCGAGCCGCCAGGCGGACUUGGAGGCGUUGGAGCGCACGCGCAUGCGGCACAGCAGGCUGGUGGUGCGUGCCUAUCGGAUUGGUGGUGAGGAGAUGGCCACCAUGGUGCUGGCGCGCCUGCUGCUGGUUGACGAGAUGCUGCUGCCGCAGCACGAAAGACGCCUCACCGCAGAGAUGCCGUUCACCAUGGACAAGCCCUAUCGACUUUGCCAAAACGUGAUCCAGCGCUUGGACCGGCUCGGCAUGGUGAACGCCCGCCGUCGCCGGCGCUGGCUGCGCUGCCCCCAUGCCAACAUGCGUGUGGUCCUCGCGGGUGAGGUCUGGCGCCAGCUCAUGGAGCGAUAUCUCAACGCGGACCCGGCCUUUGAGCCGCUCAACGCCUGCAUCGACGUCCCACUCUCCUUGCGGGAGUUCCGCAUUGCCUCCGCUUUCCUGGAGCUCAGCCUCAGCGAGCGGGUGAUCGGACUGCUCUACGAGGUUUGCGCCGACACCACAGGCUGCGGUGGUGAGGCAACGUUGUACAGCCUUCAGAAGGUGCUGAGCCGCUAUGGCGCGCGGGGCUGCGGCCAGUGGGGCCGCGCCGCGGAGUUGGCCGCUGGCCAGCUGCGCUACAACCCCAGCCUGCCGCGCACGGCCACGGCCUCGUCGGACGAGGCCUCGAAGGUGACGCACACUGCCACAAUGGCUGGCCGGCGAAUGUCUGGAGUGCUGCAGAGCAAGGUAGCACAGAUGCAGCUGGCGCUGGAGCUGCAGGGUGAGGCAGCAGUGCCCACUACUCCGCCCCGGCCGACGCCCAUGGUGUGUCCCAGAUGCCUGAAGGCAGACCUGCCGACCUUCCCCUACGUCUCAGUUGGGGAGUUGCUGCGGAGCCAUACGGAAGCAGAAGGUAUGGACGACCGCAGCCCCGCCAGCAGCACCGAGAGCCGCGGCCACGAAGGCGACUCUGUGCAGGAUGAGCACCAGGCAGCGCAGGAGCUGGGCGAGGACGUCAUCCUCUCCUGGGCCACCGGCGUGCUCACGGACGGCGUGGUUCUGUGCAAGGACGAGCGAGGCGACUACUUCCGCUGGUUGGCCCGCAUCGUGCUAUACGAUAUGCUGGACGAGGAUGCCUUGCAGGACCGCGCCAAGUCCGGGGAGGACUCACGGCCGGUGAGUCGCGCAAAGACCGUGGCGGACCGUGCCAACAAGCGCUCGAGCCUGCUGGCGGCGGUGUCGGCUGUCGCGGAAAAGUCGGAGAAGUCGGAGAAGGUGGAGAAGCGAGGAUCCGAGGCCUUCAGCCGGGGCAACCUGGGGGGCACUGCCAGCCUGGCGUCGCUGAUGUCCAACAUUGUCGAGGGCAACGCCAAGGCACAUGCGAAUCAGAAGAAGAGGGCCGAUGAGGUCCAACAGAUGAGGGAGGCAGAACGGGACUGGUCUAUUCCCAUCCCUGACCUCUACCUGGCACGCAUGCGAGUGGAUUUGGGAGUUCGCUCGUCGAAGGACCAGGAUACGAGCUCUCUGAGGAGCAUCGUGGUGGGCGAGGAGGCCAAGGCUCGCAGAAGGUCCAUCGCACACAACCUGCUCGCCGAGUACGGGCGUGGCGCGGAGAUGCAGAAGCAGAGCCGUUCUGAGCGGGAGGCUGAGAUGCUACAGCGGCUGCAGCCCCUGGUUCCGGAGGCGGAGCUGCAGGGCUUCAGGAAGGAGUUCGCAAUUCUGGCACAGUUGCCGCCAAACCAGCAGGGCGUGCUGCUGGUAGCAGGUGCGGCCCAGCUGGCGCAGCGGGUGCUGGUGCCGCGCCUGCGGCGGCCGGUGCCCAGAGACGAUCAGGACGAGGGGGCUGCCGUGAAACAGGCGCUUCUUGCGAUGCGCAAGGACGGCCGUAGCGCCGCAGACAUGGCUGCGCAUGCGGAGGUAAGGCGCAUUGCCAAGGAAAUUGUGCACCUCAGCGCCAAGAACGCGUCCCAGUGCUACCACAACGCAGGCUUCGAUGAGGAGCGGAAGGCGCAGGUGGCGGCAGCGCUGCGGCUCCUGGAGCACCAGCUCUUCCACACCGACGAUUUGGGCGGUGCGCCCACCAGCCCUGCCACGCCCGCCACGCCGGCCACGCCCGCGGCAAAGCCCGCAACGCCGGCGAAGCCCGCCACGCCGGCGAAGAUCAUGGUGCCGCCGUCACCCACAGGUUUGCACGCCGAGGCGCUCGCAGAAGUCCCCGAGGACAAGCUGGAGGACGUAGCGCCGCUCUUGCUGGCCAAGGUUGCGGCGAAGCGUCUCUUGCAGCAGGCAAAACGAGAAGAGGAAGCAGCAGCCGCAGCUCAUGAGGUGGUCCGCAUUGAGCCUCUGCGGCGCAAGGCUCGUGUCAAGGAGAUGCAAAGCAAGACCGAGGAGCUCUCUGACAACCAGUCGGAUGACAGCGCACGCUCUGACUUGGCCGACUGCGGUCAAGGUGGCAGGCGCCGUUGGAGCGACCAGCGCUUGAACUCCUUGCUGCAGCGUGACUACUCGCCCAUUUCAGGAAGCCCGCGUGAGUCCGCCUCCUCGCCGAAAGCUCGCGGAACGCCCAAAGGCUUCCCUGUGCCGGAGGAAGAAGUUGAGUUCCGGCCCGAGCUUCUGGAAUGGCACCCCACCGUGAAGAACCUCUUGCAGUCUGUGUCCCAGCGCGGCAGCCGGGUGCGCUCGACGGUUCGGGCUGGUGAGGCGUUAAGAAGGUCAGCCAGUGAUUCUCGGGUCUCAUUGCCGUCCGUGGGCUCUGCCUCACCUUCAAGAGGUGUGGCCAGGAAGUUCAAGAAGGGCUUCCGGAAGGCAAAGGUGGACCGGUUCCGCGUGGAGGGAUGGAGAGCCAAAGUCGCUUCUGACCUGGGGAACGUUUCACUGGUGGUGGAGAAUCCAGGCGGGUCCGCUGAGCAACGGGCGCCGCCGUCUCUCGUUAAUGUUGAGCCUGGGGGAUCACCAAUGUGAAGCCUUGGGCGGAUUCAGGAGCAUGCGCUGCAUUUCCCGCUGGAUAUGUUUCACCAAGAGAG